Molecule: messenger RNA, 2459 nt
Organism: Cynoglossus semilaevis (tongue sole)
Lineage: Eukaryota; Metazoa; Chordata; Actinopteri; Pleuronectiformes; Cynoglossidae
Product: coiled-coil domain-containing protein 177
Exons: 2
Coding region: 594-2276 (560 amino acids)
Source: RefSeq, a predicted model, not a curated record
UACCUUUUAUUACUAUUUUGUGUAUAACACAAUACAAAAGACCUAAAUGUACUACUUUUAAAGUCUGAAUGUUACUUUGAGUGUCACCUGUUAUAAUUACUUUUUUUUUAAAAGGAAGAUAGAAAGAAAUGCAUUUGUCUCAUUUUCUUCUUGAAAGACCAAAUACCGUGUCGAAGGACGUAUUAUAUUUAUGUCCUUGAAUGCCGUUUGUCUAAUGUGAAACUAACUUCAAUACCUGGGCGGUGUCAGGAUGACGUCAGGAACUUAAGCGGUCAUCCAUUACGAUAGAGGACGCUGUCGCUUGUAUUUGUCACCGUCUAUUCCGUCAAAAUACUCUCCGUUUUAAAUGAUUGUCAUGGCAACAAAGGACGCAGCGCCCCUGCUGUCUUUUCCAGUUGUUACAACCAAACUAUUAAUGGAUACGUGGUUUAAUCAGAGCAGCGUCACGUUUAAAAUGCUGAGAAAGACAAACGAGAGCAGCCCUAAUCCCUCCAUGACCUUUCCACAUAGGAUCGUCUGUGGAAUUUGUGGAAGCACUGCAGCGGAAAAAUCCAAAGAGCUGUAAUCUUUUUGGUGUGAAUGUGGUUUUCUUGAUGGAGCAGAAGUCCACCUCUGAUGUACUUCACCUGGACCUGAACAACUUUAACAAGCCCGAAGCAGAAGAGAGUCGGUACGUUUUAACCAGUCCACGUUCGCUGGAAUCCUGUGCACGUCUUGACAUCAAACCUGUUGAUCUCCUGAUCAAAUCUCUGAACCAGCUGGUUACUGAACAGCAGCAUGUGCCCUCGGAGGUAGUAAGAGUAAUGCACGAAUCCUAUGAAAAAGAAAGAAUGAAGCUUCUACAAAUGUGUCGAGUGGAGAGGGAGAGGAUUAGCCAGACCGACAGCUGUCCAGGAUCUGGCCUGGACAAAGUGCCUAUCUCUAAACUGAAGGAUCACUCAGGGCAGAGGCACUCUAUGCCAUAUGCAGAGCUUUGCUCUAAAGGGAAGUCUAUGAGCAGGACUUCAUGUUCUACUGCUGGUGACAAAGACUUAGACAGGAGCACAGUCUGCAGCUUCAGACUUGGUGAUCUCAGACAAUUCCCUGCUACAGAGAGGAAACUACAGAGGCUCACCGCUGACAUUGAAAGGAAGAUGUGUGUCACAGUGGCAGAAAGAGACCGCAAGAUAGCAGCUCUCAUGUUGAUAAAACAUGAGGAGGAACAAGCUCACCUGAUGCUUCGUCAGCAGCAAGACCAUAAAAGGGAGGAGGCUCGAAAACAGAGUGAGAUUCUGCAGGCUCAGAAAGAGAAAACAAGGAGGAAGAACCUGAAACAGAGUUUGCGGUGCUGGCAAGAGAAGCUGGAGGUACUCAGGAGGUUAAGGGAGCAACGGGAAAAAGAGAAAGUUGAACAACUGGAGCAGGAAGUAAAGCUGAAAGAAAAUCACUGGAGGAGGUUGAAAGAAGAGGUGGAGGAAACGUGUAGAAAAAAGAUGGAGGCCUCACGGAAAGAGGCAGGGAGCCGCAAAUGCUACCAGGAGAAGCUGCUCAAGGAGAAGGAGGAGGCAGAACAAAGGGAGCAGGAAAAGGAGAGACGGAUAUUAAUGAGAAGGGAAGAAAAGGCCAGAAGAAACAGGGAACUCCAGGCAAAGGAAGAGAGGAAGAAGAUCCAGGAGGUGAACCAGAGGGAGCUGCUACGGCACAUGCUGCUAAGACAGCAGAAAGAGCAGCAGGUGGAGGAAGAGGAAACACUGAUGAGGAGCAGCCUUGAAAAGAAGAUGCAGUACAUCAGUGUAAAACACGCCCAGGCUGUGAAGGCACGGCUGAAGGAGCAGCACGAGAGGACGGCAAAGGAGGAGCAGCAGGUUCAGAGAGCAAAGCUGAGGUCCAAAUUACAGAGAGACCAGGAGCUCACGCACAAGCAGAUUCUCCUACAUCUGAGCCAGCGCCGCCUGGAAAGAGCUGCACUGCUAGCUUCCAACCAGAGGAGGAGCAGAGCUCGGCAGCUAGAUGAGCGAAACAAACACAGGCAGCUCUGCCACCAGAGGCUUAAAGAGAGGUUGCAAAGCGAAGAGGAGGCAGUGAGGAAGGACAGAGAAAGAAACCUCUCCGCGAAAGACCUGAGGCGGGAGAAGCUGAGGAGGCAGCAGGAACAGAUACUGCAGGAGGCACAGACGCUGACCCGUGCCUCCUUUUUCCUGAGGGACCGGGUGAGGCAGCAGAUUCAGAGUAGAAGUUUCUGUCACAUGGUUGCUCAGGCUCAAUUGACUGACUGCAUGAGUCACAUGAAACUGUGAAAGAAAGGAACUGUGCUGGUUCUGCCUUCAAGACAGAAACAUCAAUGUAAAAGUGCAGUGAAAUAAAUGAAUGAUUUGUUUUCACUUUCUUUGAAAAACUUCCUGGGGGGUUGGUGAUGGCAGGUUAAAUCCACCAGUCCAAGGCUGAAUAAAACUGAAUAUUGUACUGUUUUCGUACAGCAA